This is a messenger RNA of Penaeus monodon (black tiger shrimp), 3176 nucleotides long. RefSeq lists its product as uncharacterized. Lineage: Eukaryota; Metazoa; Arthropoda; Malacostraca; Decapoda; Penaeidae. The record is from RefSeq and is a predicted model, not a curated record.
CAAAAGCAACUGAGUUCAAAGUUUUGUUGAGCUAAUGAGUACAAUUUUGUUACUCAGUACAGGGAAACGCGGACUUCACAAUCAACAGGAAACGCUAACAUCCAGUCUCCACGCUCAGUUCGUUCUUGCUAGAUAAAUGCAUUGGAGAUCCAAGUUAACAGGUAUUACGGAAAUGGUGAAGCUGGCCUUAGGGAAUAUGACAAAAGUUAAAGGUCGUCGGAUGAUACUUCUGAUGGUGUUGUUAGCCGGUGUAGCGUUCACACUACACCAGGGCAUCUUGUCGAGGAGCAGCACCGAACCUUGUGGCCUGGCUUGUUUACGUGAUGACGUAAUUCCUCCGGUUGUAACACCCCCCGGCUGCAGCAUCCCUGAUUUUCACCCUCUGCCCCAGCGUGUGAAGUUCAGGGUUGUCUCACCCUUCCAGUUCAACUGCACUCAACACAGACCCCUGACGGAGGUUCGAGGUCUGUCCCUCCUCCUCCACCGGGAUCGCGCCGAGGACUACGGGGUGACCGAGAAGGAGCUGUCCUGUGUGUAUCAGGGUAUCGUCAGAGUGGAGCAAGAUCCUGACAAGUUUACCAUGGACUGCGAUAAAUUGUAUAAGCUAAAGAAGAAAAUCCCCCUGAAAUCCCCCAGCACAGAACUGGGCGAGGACGGUGUGAUGGUCACCUGCCACGGGAGGAUUUACAAAAUUUACCAGACAGUCCAUUACUUCCUUCAGCCGCGGAGGGCGAAGGAGAAGAGGGAAAGGUUUCAGAAAGAACAUGCUGGACAACGACGAGACAUGCUAAGUGUCUUGAUCAUGGGCAUCGACUCUGUGUCUCGCGCCAACAUGCGACGAAACAUGCCCAAGACGUUCCACUUCCUGAAGGAUGAGCUUGGCGCUCUCGACUUCCAAGCCUUCAACAAAGUGGCCGACAACACCAACCCCAACAUGGCCGCUUCUCUGAUGGGGCUCACUGAGAAGGAGCUGACUGAGAUCUGUCAGCCAAAACGUACGAAAUUUGACGACUGCCCCCUCAUCUGGAAGAAUUUCUCUGACGCAGGAUAUAUUACAGUGUAUGGGGAAGAUGACCCUUAUUCAGGAUCUUUUCAUUACAAUAGGUAUGGGUUUGUUAAAGAGCCCACUGACUAUUACAACCGGCCUUAUAUGUUAGUUUCUCACACAUACACAAAACACAAUGCAGGGCUGUCUGGAAGCUUUGUACUUUGUUUGGGAGGAGAAAAGAGCAUAUCAGUUAUCCAUGAUUACUCACUGGCUGUUGCAAAUACAUUCCGAGACACACCGUAUAUUUCCUAUUACUGGAACACAGGCAUAACACACGACGAAGUCGAAUGGGCAUCAGCCACUGAUCUGCCUUCGCUCGAGUAUCUGAGAAAACUAAAUGAGAGUGGCGUGUUGGACCACACCAUACUCUUCUUCAUCAGUGACCAUGGAAUCAGGUUUGGAGACAUCAGACUGACCUACGCUGGCCUGUUAGAGGAGAGACUGCCAUACUUCUUUGUGCUGUUUCCCCCAUGGUUCAAGGAGAAGUACCCUGAACCCUGGAAGAACCUCAACACCAACACGGAAAGACUCGUAUCAAACUUUGACUUCUAUGCAACUUUGACAGACAUCUUGACUGGCUCAUAUGGAAGCAACUCCAGGACGCCUCGACAUGGCCAGAGUUUGUUUCAGGAGAUCCCAAUCAACAGGACUUGCGAGGACGCCACCAUCCCUGACCACUACUGUUCCUGUGAGCACUCGAGCCGUGAGCCCGACGACCCUCGCCUUCACGAUGCGGCGGAGUACGUUGUGGAUCAGUCUAACUUCGGAAUGACGGCUUUUCCGGAGUGUAUGAAGUUACAUGCUGUACAGGUGGUCAGAGGACAGAUCGGGGCGAGUCACAAAGGCACCAUAAAGAACAUGCUCACAAUCUCUGUUGUUUUCAUGACUAUGCCAGGUGAAGGCAUGUUAGAAGCGACAGUCCGAAAACAAGAGAAUACAUUCGAACUUACAGCUGACGUUUCUAGGAUCAACAUGUAUGGCAAUCAGAGUCACUGCAUCACUGACCCUUUCUAUGCAAGAUACUGCUACUGCCAGGACCUCCUGACCACCCUCUACUCUAACACAUCUUCAGAGGCGCCUAUGAACAUCACAGGGACUUAAUUUUGGACUUCAAUUUCGUCUCCCGUAAACUCCUUUUGUGGAGGUCCUCGCGUCCUUCGAGAAUAUACUGAUUCACUUAGAAGGUGCUACCGUGUCCUGUGCAUUUCUUCCGUUUCUACAAUGGCACUGAGGGGCGGAGAUUGUUACCGCACUUCAAUUAAUGGCAGGAAGAACCAAGUAGAUAGUAGAUGAAGUAGAUUAACGACGCUGCUGUUUUGUCUGAGAAAUACUGUUACAUAUUCUUGCAUUUUGUGCUCCUAUGACUUCAUGUUUUCUCUGAAUGAUAUACUUGUACAGUCUAUCACACGGAAUAUAUAUCUGGAAUGUCCGUGUACAAAAUGUAAUGAUAUAAAUAACUGUCCAUAAGUGCCAAAGGUGGCGUUCCUAGCUAAAAGUGCAGGCCUUACUAGCUAACACAUGUCUUGUGCUAUUUUUGCUUUUGAGGCAGCUUUAAGCACAGUAUGAAAGCACAAAUGAACUUAGGUAAUCAUGAAUCUCUUUGAAAUCAGCCUUUGAAACUUACUGUUGACUAUCAGCACGAAGCAACAAUUCAUACUGUUAUUUACGAUAAUCAUAGAUAUAGAUACUUCAAUCAUUAUUUAGGAUCUGCAAUAGUUGUUCAUUUGCACCCUUUUUAGAUGUACAACAACACUUGCUGUGAUAUACAUCAGUGAUAGUUCGAAAAAAAGCAUCAUUUCAUUUCAUUUUACAGGCAUUUUUCAUUGCAGUCAACAAAAGCUUUCAUAAGAAACUCAUUAUGCCUGUCAGUAUUUUGAUAAGUAGUUGUGAUUCCGAAUGUCAGAAUAAGGUAGAUUUUCUAUGUCAGGAAAUUUGUUUCAUAUGUCAGUGUACCGUAGAUUGUACAUCCUGCAUAUGUACUUGUAGUCAAGCUGAGCCAUGGAAGUUCAUUGCUUCAAGGAAGAAGUACUCGCAUCCCUAUAAAGGAUAGGUGCACUGUGGAAGUGUUAAAACGGAAUGUAUACUGUAGAUGGACAAUCUCAGAAGAUAAAUUCCAAAUAUACAUUGU